Messenger RNA from Musa acuminata AAA Group (dessert banana), 1127 nucleotides. RefSeq names its product protein RADIALIS-like 3. The record is from RefSeq and is a predicted model, not a curated record. The coding region runs from base 616 to 849 and encodes 77 amino acids. Gene Ontology annotation, molecular function: DNA-binding transcription factor activity. NCBI's taxonomy places the organism in Eukaryota, Viridiplantae, Streptophyta, Magnoliopsida, Zingiberales, Musaceae. The transcript has 2 exons.
GUCACCACAGCAGUCCUUGGGAGAAGAUCUCGAGGACUUCCUAAUCUUUCUGGACCAUCUCUGGGGGGAGACAAGGGGCACCCCGGAGAAUCUAGCGGAGAAGGAAUUCGCAGUAAAACAAAGGCCGCAGUCGACAUGACCGGGAAAGAGGGAGACAGAUACGUUGGGUUGGAUACAGCAGAGGACGGAGGCCUUUCUCCAAACGGGAAGCAACAGCUGGGCUUUCUUCUUUGUCAGUAGCACCUCCAUGAUCUUAAUUCUUGUUACAGGUCGUACGCAACCUGUUUAGCAUCACUUUCCUGAUCUAACAAUACUGCAAAUGCAGAUGUUGCCCCUUCAUAAAGCAUAAGAGAGAAACCUUACCAGCGCCACACAAACUUUGUUCUUAUAUGCACUGAUUAAAGAAGCGUGAAUCCAUGUAUGUGAAGGAAGAAGGAUGAGCUAUACGUUCGUGAAUUCUCCCACUUCCACCAUUACUCGGGCCAUUCUGGUCCUCUUCGAUGGCUGGCUCCACCCGUAUCGUAACCCCACAAGGAGGCUUAUAAGAAGAGGCCCUUUCCCAUAUCGAUCUACUGCCACCGGAGAAACCUUCCACGCUCUGCGAUCCUCCCUGAGAUGGCGUCCGGCUCGAUGAGUUCCUCAUGGACCGCAAAGGAGAACAAGACGUUCGAGAAGGCGCUCGCGGUUUACGACAAGGACACGCCCGAUCGCUGGCACAAGAUCGCCCGCGCCGUUGGAGGGAAGACGGCCGAAGAGGUGAAGCGCCAUUACGAACUGCUCGUGGAGGACGUACGGCGCAUCGAGGCAGGCCAAAUGCCUUAUUACAGGCCCUCCAACAACAGAGGUUGAAACAUUUGAAACUCAACUGGGGGCACAGACUAUAAGGCAGCAGCUAUGUAUAUGUGAAGUGUGUUGGGUUAAUCUCCUUGCUAGAUCUCAUAUGGCACUAUGUGAAGAUUAUGUGUCUUUGAUCUCAGCAGCAGUCUCUCUCGUGUAUAAGCUUCAUUCCCCUUUUUAUCAUGUGUUGUAGAUGAAGACUACCAUUACAGACAUAUCUGGCUAGCCUUCUGUAAUUGGUAAGCUUGUUUGCUAUAUAUAUCAGAUGAAAUCCCAACACAACUUGAAGA